Vanessa tameamea is the source of this 3522-nucleotide messenger RNA. RefSeq names its product WD repeat domain phosphoinositide-interacting protein 4-like. Gene Ontology annotation, biological process: protein localization to phagophore assembly site; protein lipidation; autophagy of mitochondrion. The transcript is spliced from 8 exons. Bases 156 to 1127 code for a protein of 323 amino acids. Gene Ontology annotation, molecular function: phosphatidylinositol-3,5-bisphosphate binding; protein binding; phosphatidylinositol-3-phosphate binding. NCBI's taxonomy places the organism in Eukaryota, Metazoa, Arthropoda, Insecta, Lepidoptera, Nymphalidae. Gene Ontology annotation, cellular component: cytosol; phagophore assembly site membrane; extrinsic component of membrane. The record is from RefSeq and is a predicted model, not a curated record.
UUCUGUCAGCAGUCAUCAAAUCAGCUGUGUAUCACACACUGGGAACAUGUAACAUAACAAAUGUGCGUAUUUAAAAUUUCGAUGUGAAAAUGUCCACUGAGACAAUUUUUAAAAAAACAACUCAAUGUUUAUGAUAACUUCGUUGUGGAAGAAACAUGGCGCGCCGGAGGAGCAGCGGUAUCACGAGCCUGGGAUUUAACCAGGAUCAAGGCUGCUUCACAUGCUGCCUAACAUCUGGUCUGCGGGUCUAUAAUGUGGAUCCUCUUGUGGAGAAGGCGCAUUACAGCAAAGAAGAGCUUGGUGAAGUGUCACUAUGUGAAAUGGUGUUCCGGACCAACUGGCUUCUUGUUGUGAGAGCGCGCCGGCCCUGUAGUCUCAUGCUGUUGGAUGAUCAGCAACGCGCCUACAAAGCUGAAGUGCUGUUCAAAUCACCCAUAAGAGCUCUGCGGGCUAGGAAGGACAAGGUGGCUGUAGUACUCCCCUCCUCUAUACAAGUCUUAUCACUGCCGUCGUUAGCGCGAGUCGCAUUGCUGAGGACGCCGGCCACUGCGCGACCUUUGUGCGCGAUCGCAACCGAUCCGAACGCACUUCAAUUGCUCGCUGCGCCCGCGCAUCGGAAAGGCUCACUGCAGCUAUUGGACGUAUCCCGAGCAGUUAAAGGUGCAGCUUCAAGUUCCCCCGCCGUUGUUGGUUGUCAUCAAACAGAUUUAGUGUGUAUUAGUCUAUCAGCUAACGGGGCGAAGCUCGCCACGGCCUCGGAGAGGGGAACCAUCAUACGCUUAUGGGACACCACGACAAAGCAUAUGCUCCACGAGUUGAGGCGAGGCUCCGAUUACGCUGACGUGUAUUGUAUAAACUUCAACUGGUCGGGCUCGCUGGUGUGCUGCGUGUCGGACAAGGGCACGCUGCACGUGUGGCUCGCGCGCGGCUCGUACGCGCACGUGUGCGCCGCGCCCGCCGCGCCGCCGCUGCGCGCGCUCUGCGCCUUCAGCGACGACGCCAGCGCGGUCGUCGUUAGUGAAGACGGAACAUUUCACAAGUUCACAUUUUCUGCCGAAGGUAACUGCCAUCGAAGCGAUUUUGAAUAUUUCUUGCAGGUAGGCGAUGAUGACGAAUUUUUGCAUUAAUUAUGUUAUCGCUAGAUCAGACCAACAGACAAUAAAUCAUAUGAAAGUGAUUAAAAGUGAAUUACAAGUGAUAAAACACAGUUAUUUAAUUUAUAGGCCACUUCGGAUCUACAUAAUUGUGUAUUUUUUGGUACAUUAUAAUUGGCUAAUUAUUUUAAGGUUAAUAUAAGUAUUCAGCGCAAAUGUGAUAUUGUUAAUUUUGAAAAAUUACGUACUAAGUAAAAAAAAAAAAACAAUUUAAUAUUGCGAAAUAAUAAUAAAACUAUAAAAUAACGGAUUUCUUAAGACUGCGCUUAAAUAAACUAAAUAAUAUAACAGAUACAUCAUUCUAAAUUAGUACUUAUAUUACCCUUAAAACCUUAUUGUUAAAUUCGAUCUUAUGUCGUAAUCCAUAGACAAUAUAGAAUGGUUAUAAUGAAGCCUCCAGACUUACUAAUUGACGUUAUAAAGCAGGCUGGUUUCUCUGUUUCUAUUAUUAGUAAUUUGAGGUUUGUAAGAAGAAAAAUUGUCAUAAAUUUUCAGUAAUUUAUAUAUUUGCUAAUCGAAAACGUUGUAAAAACCAUUCUAUACUGUAUUAAUAAUUUCUAUAAAUCUAUAAUAUGUCAAUUUUAUCUUUAUUAUUUCUAGCGUGAUGGAAAUAUAUUUGAAGUAAUUUUACUUAAUGAAACGUUCAUUUGAAAUUAUAUUUCUUUUGUAAUUAAAAUGAGAGCAACGAAAUAUUCAUCAAUACUAAUUGACAUAUAAUAUUAAGUCAUAGAGAAUGAAAAUAGACUGUCAUUUGUUUUUUAAUGUUUCACAUACCUUCUUAAUUUAAAAAGACACAAAGGGCACUAAAAUAGCAUUUUUUAUAAUAGUUUUGGAACAGUAUGGAUUAUAAAGAAAUUGUUAAACAAAUGAAGAUCUGAAUGACUGAAAGAACGAAUGAUAAAAUUGCAAUAUCUUUCUUAAAUUGUAAUUUCAAGGGGAAAUUGUUUUGUAACAAUAAUAUUAUUUCUAGAGUCACAAAACUUAUCAUAAAAUGAAUUAAUGGACAUUUUUGUAAAAGCUUUUCUUGCUUCUUAACGAUACUUUAAUUACUUACUUUUCUAAAUUGUAAUUUCUAUGUAACGACCAAGUAGUGGUCGUUCAGAAAUAAUAACUAGACAAAAAAGGUAAAAUAUUAUAGUUAAAGAUGCUAUUAAAAAACUAGUUUUGUUAACAUUUGUAAAUCUUUGAAUACCAUACAAAAUACAUAGGUCUUAAAAAGUGUAUUUUGAAAAAGGAAUAAAGUCGAAAUUUAAAGUUAAUUCUUUUUUAAAGAAACAUUUGCAUGAUAAGGGUGCUAUUAAUAUAUGAAUCUUAGCAAGUCUCAGAAAUAUUGCAAUAAACACCAUUUAUUUAAUUUUUUAAGAUAUUAACAUAGUAAUAUUUUUAUUUACCUAAAUUAUAGUCUUUAACGCGCAAUAUGUAUAGAAUCAUGUUUGUGAUGUCAAGUGUUCGAAAUAUAUAAUGAUUAUUAGAGGUUUUAUACGAUUAAUAUAUUUAAUACAAAUAAAACUAAUUUUAAAACGUAUCUCGCUAUAAUGAUACUAGUAAUAAAAAUCUUGUCAUCAAAAAUAUAUUUUUAAUUUUAUUUCAUUUAAUGCAAAGUAAAAAUUUUAGAUUCUAAUGCUCAAUGUACCUUUAUGCAUUUGCUCAUUUUUUUAUGGGAAUUCGAAAAAUUGUUUUAAGUCACAUAACAGGUGAAUGAAUCAGACUAGUGAAUGGAUAAAAUCAUUCAGUCAAUGUAAGUCAACUUGUACUGUGUAUAAAUUUAUGUAACUCAAAAACAUCUGAUAGUGUAUGAAAUUGAAUGAUCUAAUUUAGUUGUGUGUUAAUUAUGAGCAUAUCCAUUAUAUUUAGUUACGAUGUUAGUUAAAUUUGAAAUGAGAGAUAUAGGUUAAAACUUUAAUAUAUAGAAUAAACAUUAAACCCAUGAGUUGUUUCAAAUGUGUAUAACCUUGUAAAUAUAUAGGCACAUAGCUUUUAUAUAUUGACGCUAGGAACUUAGUGACAAAUCAAUGUGUCUGCUAAUUUUUACUUUAAAUAGGGUAAUGACAACACUACGAGCGAAGCUAGUAAAUAAAAGUAUGUAAACAUUAUGGUACCCGUGAAAAGUUUUUAAAUAUAUAAUAGUUGAUAGUUUAUUACUUUCCGUUCACUUAUUAUUUACUAAGCAUUGUGUGUCAUUAUACUUAAUUAAAUGUAUCAUUAAGAUUUAGACGUUUUAUCAAAAAGUGAGCACCAUUUGUAAAUAUGAAAAAUUAAGUUUAUUUUUUUAAUGGAAAUUGUAACAUGAUACUCCACUGUUUUGUAGCUAAGUGAGAUGUAACGGUAUAGGAUUUGCAAUUUUCACAAUAAAAAAAUAUUUUAAUCA